Molecule: messenger RNA, 1329 nt
Organism: Arabidopsis lyrata subsp. lyrata
Lineage: Eukaryota; Viridiplantae; Streptophyta; Magnoliopsida; Brassicales; Brassicaceae
Product: prolyl endopeptidase
Exons: 5
Coding region: 823-1329 (168 amino acids)
Biological process (GO): proteolysis
Cellular component (GO): cytosol
Molecular function (GO): oligopeptidase activity; serine-type peptidase activity
Source: RefSeq, a predicted model, not a curated record
UAGGGCAUUAUUAAUUCCGAAUUAAAUCAAUGUUUGGUUGUUUAGGUUUAAUUUCGGUUUAAAGGCAUAAAACCGAUCAGUAUCUUUGUUAUUUACUUAUUUUGUUCGAUUUUUGGGUUAGGUUUGGAAUUUCAAACUAAAACUGAUGGAUUUGGGCCAAAUAAAACCCAAGACAGACUCUUCUGGUCACGGAUAGACAACUACCACGCCGGAGAACCACGCAGAAGCAGAAGAGAUUUUGUGUGCAAAAUUGUGAUUUAGAAUUCUUGAGACAAUUUAGGGGUUUUCGGUUCAAGUCACUCAGGUAUGUAUAUGCUUUCUCCAUUACAAAGUAUUGAAUCUGCAAUACAAACAUUAAUUUUGAGUUCAUAUUUUCAUGACUAUAUAUGUUUUAUAGUUCUUUUAUCCGAGUAAGGACGGAACAGAGAUACCGAUGUUUAUAGUGGCUAGAAAAGAUAUAAAGCUAGAUGCAUGGAUCACACCCAUGUUUGCUCUAUGAAUAUGGAGGGUUUAGCUAAGCAUGACUCGGUUUUUCAGCGCGACUCGUAUUGUGCUUAGUAGGCAUCUUGGUACCGUGUUCUGUUUUGCAAACAUCCAUGGUGGUGGUGAGUAUGGUGAGGAAUGGCAUAAAUCUGGCGCUCUAGCCAAUAAGCAGAAUUGCUUCGAUGAUUUCAUUUCCGCGGCUGAGUAUCUGGUUUCUGCUGGUUAUACACAACCGAGAAAAAUUUGUAUCGAAGGUGUUGGUAUUCUAGUAGGGGCUUGCAUUAAUCACGUAAAACAGAGUAAUAAAUAUUUGGGUGUCCUCUGGCUCAUGUCGGGGUCAUGGACAUCCUCCGGUUUCAGAAGUUUACCAUAAGACAUGCUUGGACUUCUGAAUUUGGUUGUUCUGACAAGGAAGAGGAGUUCCAUUGGCUGAUAAAGUAUUCGCCUCUGCAUAAUGUGAAGAGGCCUUGGGAACAGAAGACAGAUCGGUUUGUUCAGUACCCAUCAACCAUGUUGUUAACUGCUGAUCACGACGAUAGAGUCGUGCCACUUCAUACUUACAAGUUGCUUGCGACAAUGCAAUAUGAAUUAGGUUUGAGUUUAGAGAAUAGUCCACAGACGAACCCUAUAAUUGCUCGAAUAGAAGUAAAAGCCGGGCAUGGAGCAGGGCGUCCAACGCAAAAUAUGAUUGAUGAAGCGGGUGAUCGAUAUUCGUUCAUGGCGAAGAUGGUGGAUGUUCAUGGAUCGACUAGAAUUUACACGAAGAGAUUAACUUAUCUAUCUUUCAAAGGUUUGGACUUCUAUAAGUUUACCCCCUCCUUGUUCCCCGUUGAGGAGGAUGAGUAG